This is a messenger RNA of Phytophthora sojae, 2232 nucleotides long. RefSeq lists its product as hypothetical. The transcript is spliced from 6 exons. The coding region runs from base 1 to 2232 and encodes 743 amino acids. Lineage: Eukaryota; Oomycota; Peronosporomycetes; Peronosporales; Peronosporaceae. The record is from RefSeq and is a predicted model, not a curated record.
AUGGUGCACGAGGAAGUGGUGAUCGACGGCGACUCGACGGAGGACGACGAGGAGGUGCGCAUCAUCACGCCGCAGUCGCGCAAGCGGCGACGCCGCUCCAACAAUCAGGAGAUGGAGGCACCUUCCGCUGCCCCGCGGCGCCAGCAACAGCUGCUUCUGGGCAAGGACGGCGUCUCCUCGCAGCCCAUGACGCUGCGCACGCCGACGCCGACGCGUCGCUCGCGUCGCAACCUGCAGCAGCUCUCGAUCUCGGCGGCUGUGGCUCGUGGCGAGCGCGGACGCCAGCAAGAAUCUGCUGGCAAGGAAGAAGUAGCUGUAGGAGAGGAGGGAGAAGAAGAAGACGAUGACGACGAUGAGGUCUGCAUCAUUCAGCCGCCGUCCGCGGACUCUGUCAGGAGCAGAGGCAGUAGUGGACGCAAGAGCCGACAAAUCGAGGACAGCGACGAGGAGCUUGAGCCCUCGCAGAAGGAACAAGACGUGGAGAUGGAGGAGAAGGAGGAUGAAGACGAAGACGAGGAGGUGCAGGUGCAAGAAACGUCGUCGGCCUCGAGACGCAGCUCGAGGAUCGAACACAAGCGCAAGGAGAAGGAGGCGCAGCACUCCAUCGCUCGCAAGCUGGACUACCCUAUGCUGGACAAUUGUCUGGACAAUCUGCAGACCUUUGGCCCGCAUUAUCAGGGAGGUGAAGGUGAUGACGACAACGAUGAAGAUUACCAGGACUCGGAGAUGGAGGAGGCUCCACCCCCUCCCAAGAAGAAGCGACGAUCUUUGCCGCGAGAAGGAGAGCGGGAUAACCGCGAGAAGGUUUACGCGGAUGGAGGAGAGGAUGUGGACGACUUCAUUUGCGACGAUGAUGAGAUCGAGUACAUGGAUGACGACGAGGAGGGCGUCAUUAGUGUGGAGUCGUCGGACGAUGAAAUCGGAGCUGACGAUCCUGAAGAGUUGACUGCCAUGCUGUCAGCAGGGCGAUCGCGUGAGAUACACGAAUGGUUCACUAUUUAUCUGGAGUAUCUGGAGGAGUGCAUUCUUGACCCCGAGUUCGAGAGGAAAAUGCACCGCAAGCGAUCCAAGGCCAAGUACCAGCUUUACGAACAGGCUGUCAAUCGUAUUGAGCGCAAACUCUGUUCGUGCCGCGACACGGUCCGUUCUGGUGUCGCAUGGCCGGAGGAAAUGGUUGAUGCACUGAAGUUUGCAUCGCAAUAUCGUUCAGGCCACGUCUCCGCAGAACAGGAUUGCGACGCCUGCAACCGUCGACAACAUUUGGCUACCUAUCACGUUGAGCUUGCAGGUGCUGCCUGCGACGCAACUAGGUUGUAUGGCAACAACUGGAUGCAUCAUUUGAAGGAAGCGGCAAAGGAGGCAGAACCUGUUCACAACUCGUUCGAAAUGGGCAACGUGUGCCACGCCCGCACAUUGGCCUACUGGGAACUAUUGCACGCCAAACAAUUUUGGUCCGUUUUAGUAGAUGCUAAGCUGAAGGAGUGUGCUGAUGAUAGGACGGGACGGAUCGCUGAGCAAUAUCGAGACGAUUUCUUCAAGAAGGAGUUUGGACGCUUUAAAAAGCUCGUUGAGCUGGUGGAAAAGUUUGCCGAUGACUCCAAGCGAAUCGCGAUAUACAUGCCGAACGUGUGGAAAAGGAUCACACCGCGCAACGUGAAGAGCGAUUUCCUCCCCCUUCCAUCGCGAGCCGCAGCACGUUCGGAUCCAGAACCCCGACGGGGCACGCUCGAUGCAUUUGUUGCCGAGAGCGAAGAGGAGGAAUCCGAGGACGAAGAAGCUGUAAUGGAGCAGAUCGAGGAAAACAAACGAGCUGCUACAAGGGGCAGCAACGAUGACGACCAGGCCACGGACGAUGAGGAGGAAGCUAACGUGGUGGACGUGAGCUCACCACGCCAGACACCUCGCUCCGAAAGCAAGAAGGAGCAGAAGCUUCAGCAUGCAGUUGACGAAGACAAAGAAGACGAAGACCAGCAAUUCAAGGACGUCAAGGAUGCCAAGAAAAAGGAUAUCGACGACCUUAUGUGUUUGGUGUGCGAUUCAAGCUCGCGCAACGCUGGUGUAGUCCACGGUUUAUACCUUCACAUGUAUUGCUGCUAUGCGUGUGCUAAGCGCCAGCAUCGGAUGAAACGUGGUUGCAUGGUGUGCAACCGUCCUAUCGACCGCGUGCUUCGACUGCUUCCUCUCACGCUAGACGCACGGAAGGCUAUUCGAAACCAGCAGAAGAAGUCGUAA